AUGGAUCUAACCAGUCUGUCACAACUGCAGACCGAAGCCGUCAAUCCUCGGACGGCGCAGAUCGAUCAGAUCUCAACCCUGGAGAUGUGCCGAUUGAUCAACGAAGAGGACCUCCGUGUCGCGCCUAGUGUGACACCGUGCCUCUCCGAAAUUGCCGCUGCCAUUGACGCGCUAACUCCCCGCGUGCGAAACGGUGGACGAGUCAUCUACGUGGGUGCAGGGACCAGUGGAAGACUCGGGAUCCUCGAUGCAUCCGAGAUUCCUCCCACGUUUGCUGCUCCCCCAUCGCAGUUCGUCGGGCUGAUUGCCGGCGGUGACGCUGCCAUUCGACGAGCGCAAGAAGGAGCCGAAGACAGUGUCGCUGCUGGUGAGGCAGAUAUGGAAGCUUUGAAGCUCAGCCCGGAUCUGGACAGCGUCAUCGGCAUAGCUGCGUCCGGCCGUACGCCAUAUGUCCUCGGAUGUUUGGCAUUCGCGAAAAAGACCGGCUGCCUCACCAUCGGUGUGGUUUGCGCUUCUCCCUCGGCAAUGGGGACGUCUGAAACAGUCGACUUCCUCAUUGCUCCUCUGCCAGGGCCGGAAGUUGUGACGGGCAGCACCCGGUUGAAGGCGGGAACGGCGACCAAGAUGGUACUGAAUAUGCUCAGCACUGGCAUCAUGAUCCGGACGGGCAAGACUUAUGGAAAUAUGAUGGUAGAUCUCGUGGCCUCCAAUCUGAAGCUGGAACAACGAUCGCGCAACAUUCUCCGAAGGCUGAGUGCCCGUUGUGGUGGUAUGACAGACGGACAACCGGUUGAACACUGCGAGGAGAGGUUGGCAUCUGCUGGUGGCGUGCUCGCCAAGGUUUUAGAGACGCCUUUGGCCAAGGUCACGAAUGCACAGACGCCUGCUACAAACAGACAAUAUGUACUCUGUAUUGAUGGCGGAGCUACCAAGUGUGCGGCCGUGAUUGCGGACCUGAAAGGCACCGUUGUCGGGCGAGGGACGACAGGUCCAUGUAAUCUGACUGAUGGCAAUGGCAUAGAGGACGCCGUUCGGACACUCAUGACUGCUACGAAAGACUCCUUGUCGGCCCUUUCUUCCUCAGAGUGCAAUCUCCAGUCGCUUUUCAAGUCAGUCUGGAUUGGUUUGGCGGGCAUUGACCGGAAGAAUUUCCGACAGUCCCUCCUGCCGAGGAUCUGCGCGAGCUUUGGAUUGACUGAGAAGGAGGUCCGACUGACAAACGACGUGGAUCUGCUGGUGGCCGCUGCGAGUCCCCACCGAGACUGUUCAUCUGCAGUCAUCGUCAUUGCUGGGACUGGGAGCGUCGCCAUGCGGUACAACCGAAGCGACAAUGGCAACGUGUACUCUCAAGUGGCUCGAUCCGGCGGCUGGGGACACAUCCUGGGUGAUGAAGGGGGCGGAUAUGCAAUCGGGCUGGAGGCUAUCAAAUAUGUAUUAGCCGUUCUCGAAGAGAUGAGACUCGGAAUACGCAUCGAGCCUCUCGAACGUUUGGUGCAAAGAGUACUUGAACGACUGGGAUGUGCCAUCUGCGGGCCAAAACAGAUUGAUCUUGUCAGUGAGAUCCUGGUUCAGCAGCACAAACAGACGAUCAAAACUCGGAUUGCAGGUGUUGCUGAAGUGGUGCUCAACAUGAACGGACGGGAUGACACUGCCUCAGCCAUUGUCGGUAGACAGAUUGACUAUUUGGCAAGUCGAACUGUAGGACGUUUGUUAGAUCCUGGUUGCGCUGGAUACGUCCCUGGAGAGUAUACUGGUCUGAUUCUUUCAGGCAGCAUCCUCAACAACCAAGCUUAUCAAGCCCAGUUUUUGGAUGUCCUUGAGAAGAAAGGGGUCAAGUUUGCCUAUGUCGAGAGGAUAUGCGAUGCAGGCCUGCUGGGCGCAAAACAUCUGACAUCGUCUUGA
Messenger RNA from Aspergillus thermomutatus, 1902 nucleotides. Its product is annotated as putative glucokinase regulator family protein. Lineage: Eukaryota; Fungi; Ascomycota; Eurotiomycetes; Eurotiales; Aspergillaceae. Gene Ontology annotation, biological process: response to fructose; negative regulation of glucokinase activity; amino sugar catabolic process. The coding region runs from base 1 to 1902 and encodes 633 amino acids. Gene Ontology annotation, cellular component: mitochondrion; cytosol; nucleoplasm. Gene Ontology annotation, molecular function: enzyme binding; carbon-oxygen lyase activity; carbohydrate binding. The record is from RefSeq and is a predicted model, not a curated record. The transcript is spliced from 5 exons.